Molecule: messenger RNA, 1803 nt
Organism: Durotheca rogersii
Lineage: Eukaryota; Fungi; Ascomycota; Sordariomycetes; Xylariales; Xylariaceae
Exons: 5
Coding region: 394-1542 (382 amino acids)
Biological process (GO): tricarboxylic acid cycle; isocitrate metabolic process
Cellular component (GO): mitochondrion
Molecular function (GO): magnesium ion binding; NAD binding; isocitrate dehydrogenase (NAD+) activity
Source: RefSeq, a predicted model, not a curated record
UGUACACAUAGGCAGGUGACAGGUGGGUGGGCCUGCCGGCCUCCGGACCUUGGAUAAAGUACCUCAGGUAAGGUACCUGCCUGUGUGCUUGAGGCGGGAGGUACCUACGAGGCACGUACCCAGCAAGGUUGCUCUUCUUUUGUUAUCAGAUCGAUGCAACGCAUAAGUGCAUCCCUACUAGAUAUGCAUUUCUGAACAUUUGACCCGUCUGUCCGUCCGACACCACCCGAGCUCGACAAAAAAAAAGUGCGGUUUCGCAAACCAAUCCCACUCGUUCAUACCCAUCUACGCCUACAACAACUCUCUCUCCCUGCUGCGCCAGUAUUUCUAAUUUCCUCCUCUAGGCUUAUAGAGAGAAAGGAGGGCUGCGACGAUACCGUCAUAUCCUCUAUAAUGCUAACCAUCCGAGCGGUCGCCGCACCCCUCCGGUGCCAAUGCCUUGGUUCUGCUACCCCUCGAGCCGCUGCCCGUCUCGCGUUCCAGGGUCAGAGGUUUUACUCUAACAAAGUUGCCAAAUUCACGGGAACCAAGAAUGCCGAAGGCCGCUACCCCGUCAGCAUCAUCGAGGGUGACGGUAUUGGGCCAGAGAUCUCGCAGGCUGUGAAGGACAUCUUCGCUGCCGCCAAGACCCCGAUCGCCUGGGAACCGGUUAGCGUCAAGCCUAUCAUCAAAGACGGAAAGACAACAUUCCCCCCCGAGACCAUUGAGAGCAUCCAGAGGAACAAAGUCGCCCUCAAGGGCCCUCUUGCUACCCCCGUCGGCGAAGGACACGUCUCCCUGAACCUGACCCUCCGCCGAACCUUCAACCUCUUUGCGAAUCUACGCCCUUGCCGAUCUGUGGCUGGAUAUGAGACGCCCUACAAGAACGUCGACACUGUCCUUAUCCGAGAGAACACCGAGGGCGAAUACUCGGGAAUCGAGCACGUCGUUGUCGACGGCGUGGUACAGAGUAUCAAGCUGAUCACCCGCGAGGCCAGCGAGCGGGUUCUACGAUUCGCCUUCCAGCACGCAGAGGAAAUCGGGCGCAAGAAGGUCCGCGUUGUGCACAAGGCCACCAUCAUGAAGAUGUCCGACGGCCUGUUCCUCAAGACGGCCCGGGACGUGGCUAAGGAUUUCCCUAACAUCGAAUUCGACGCGGAGCUACUGGACAACACCUGCCUGAAGAUGGUAACCGACCCCGUCCCGUAUAACGACAAGGUCCUGGUGAUGCCAAACCUAUACGGUGAUAUCCUUUCAGAUAUGUGCGCCGGCCUUAUCGGCGGCCUAGGCCUAACGCCCUCGGGAAACAUCGGAGACGAGUGUUCCAUAUUUGAGGCCGUCCAUGGAUCGGCACCGGACAUCGCCGGAAAGGGGCUGGCCAACCCCACGGCUCUACUCCUCAGCUCCAUGAUGCUGCUGCGGCACAUGGGGCUGAACGAAUAUGCCAACAGAAUCGAGAAGGCCACGUUCGAUACCCUAGCUGAAGGAAAGUCGCUGACAGGCGACCUCGGCGGAAAGGCCAAGACCCACGAGUAUGCCGCCGCUAUCAUUUCCAAGUUGUAGAUACCACCUUACUAUCCGUCACCACCGCCACCGCCACCAUCAUCCUCUUCCUCAUCCGUGACGGCGUCCAUUCGGUUCGUGAGAGAGGGCCGGGUCGUUUCGCUGUAGAGUGUACAGUACAACAACAAUAUCAAGAAUAGCAAUGCGAUGACAUUUGCACGAUCCAAGUGUUGGGUCGAGGUCGGAGAUUUGCGUUGGGUGGGGGGGAGCGGCGAAUAUUAUAAUGAAAGCUAUGAAGUCAUUUUCCUCCCUUUUCUUGCU